Carassius gibelio (silver crucian carp) is the source of this 2496-nucleotide messenger RNA. RefSeq names its product tubulin epsilon and delta complex protein 2. The record is from RefSeq and is a predicted model, not a curated record. Bases 280 to 1629 code for a protein of 449 amino acids. Lineage: Eukaryota; Metazoa; Chordata; Actinopteri; Cypriniformes; Cyprinidae. The transcript is spliced from 10 exons.
AAGUCGAGCUGUGUUCACGGAGCGCACGGAAGUUUGAUGCAAAAUGUUCAGUUUUCCUUCUUUAUUUUGUCAGUUUUAGUUACAUACGAUAUAUUUAAACAUCCAACGAGCUGGAGGUACAUAGAGGAUGGAUAAAGAAAAGUGAAAGCUGUGUUUUUAGACGCUAGCGUGCGCUUCCUGGCGGGUAACUUGAAUCAUUUCCAUGAUAAGAGUCUUGAAUCUUCAUUAAUAUAGCGUUAUACUGACUGAAUGAACACUUACUGUACUUAAAUACUGAGCAUGUCUCUUCUUCAGGCUGUUGAUGAAGCCAUCAAGAUGUGCAAAGCUGAAGAAUCGAGACUCACUGAAAACAUCCGACAGUGCAAGGAGAUUUUACACUCAAUGAGAACGCGUGUGACAGAAACUGCAGCAGCCGUCGGUACUAAAGAUGCAGAUAUUCAGCCUGAAGAAAAGCAAGAAAUUGAAUUGUUGGAGCAGGUUUUAAAAAAAGCACUGAAAAUCCGCAGCACAUCUGAGGUUCAUAAAGAACGACAACCUAAUGAGAGAAAAAAUAAAGCACUCGUUAAUCAUACUGGUAAAGAGGAAGAUAAAAGAAAGCUGGUGAAAUCUGUCCCUCUCUCGGAGACGUCUAAAAAAGCCAUUGAUCGGAGACGGGCCGGAGGGAAUGUGACCCACGGGGUCCCCUGGACGCGGCCGGUUCUGGUCCGGAAGGGACCGACUGCUCAUCCGGUGGUCAACGGAAGACCGUCAGUCUCAAAGAGCGCUCAGGCGAGGAUCUCUUCCACACGACCCCAGCAGAAGAUGUGUGUCAAAGCCACAGAUGCUGAAGAGCCGUCUGAAGAUAAUUCCCCGUCAGUCUCCAGCCAAGAAGUGCCAGCAUACGGUGAAGACGGGGAAGUCACAGCAGGAAGUGUGCGCUCUGAGGAGCAAUGGAUACAAUCUCCUCUGUUACCAGCUUGGCGAGCACAGAGGACAAAACAGAAGCGAUUGUGGAGGAAGGUGUUAACGCAGCAAUCAAAGCCAGUACCAGAGAGAACCAAAUUCACAGAGAGACUGCGAGACACUUUCCCGUCCGAACUGCCUACUGUAUGUCCUGCUGAUAUCACAAGAGAGCUGGACGUGCUUACACAGCGCUGUCUUGACCUGACGCACUGCUUCAACGCUGAGCUGCAGGCCCAGAAGCACUCAGAUUCAGGGACCUUGCGUGAGAGAGAAUAUGAGUCCUUCCGGAUGCUGGAGGGUUUGGAGAGGAUGACGGCAGAAGUUAUUACAUGUGCUGAUCAACGGAAGAAAGACUGGGAGAGCUGGGAUAUGAGGAUCUCUGGAGGCUUGUGUCCCGUCCGGAGGAGAAGUGAAUGGGGCGCCCCGGCCGGUUCCUGUCUGCCCCCCGUCCUGUCGUACAGCAGUGGGGCUGAACUGAGAGAGCUGGAGAGCCAAAGGCUCCGAGUAGAGCAGCUUCAGCAGGCCGUUCAUCUUCAGCAGGCGAUGACCGAUAGCCUUGCGUCGUACUGGAGCUCUCGUCCCGGAGCGGAUGGACCCAGUGCUGUGGUUCUGCGGGGCUUGUACUCGCUGCUGGCCGAGGGAGGGCUUCAGUUCCCAUCUCUGGUUCUGGAUUCAGAGUCGGACUGAGCACAAACAAGACUGUAUUUCAGGGUCAGUGGACUGAAUUCCCGGAAGCACGGCAGGGAGGUUUCCGCAGAGCCGCUCUCCAGAGCUCUUCUGUGGGAAACCUUGUGCAUUGGGCUCGGAUGUUUAACAAUCGGUCACAUGACUGGAGAUAAACUCAAAUAAAGCUUCCAGCUGACGUCUCUCAGGAUCCAUGAGUCAGGAUUUGAUUUCAUGACAUAUCAUUCAGCUCUCUGGUGACUUCUUCCUGUUUGAAUUCAUUAGUCAAUGUGCCAAACCACUGGCAUCUUUUGCAGACGAGUAGCAUGUGUCCUGCUGAAGCCUGCGCUGCUGUGUUUGUGCCAGCAGAGGGGGAUGUGUCCUGGAUGUCUACUGACGCCAUGUGUGGCGUGACGUCUGGUAGCACAGAAAGUCAUUUAGACUCAUCCUUCAGUUCAUGAAAACAAACAAAAGUAGUGUUCACAGCAAUGCGAUUACUUCUAAUGAGCAUCUAAACACACUAGAGCCACGUCGUACGUCUAAAAAUGUGUGCUAUUCGAGCGAAAUGUGUCUAAAUCAUCUGACUCUAGAGUUGUAGGAGUCACUGACGCAGUUCCUGUGUUUGGAUUUGCGUCUGUGCACUGCAAACAGCCUCGUCUGGUAACCUUGUAAGAUUUCGGAGGCCACAACUCGAUGUUUUGUGUGGAUUGUUGCAUUGAAAAUGUUCUGCUGGUUCAAGUACAGACUUUAGUCAGCAUGGCGCCAUAUUACAUUUUUGACAGGGAUGUAAAUGAGGCCGUGAGGGAGGAAAGUACAGCGUGUUCAGCGCAUUGUACUGUUAUAAUGAUUGUUCAGUUGAUAAAAUGUCUUUCCUAAAAAAACAGACAAAAA